AUGGCAUUUGGGGAGGUCAUCUGGCAGUUUGAUUUUCUGGACUUCCAUAAAAAUCAAAAGGUGUUGCUUCAGCCAGUUGGAGUAUUCUAUACUGUUGGAGUUUCAUUGACAAAUGCCCAUGUCAUUCUUCAUGGAUCCCAGGUAUCAACAUACUUCAAUUGUCCACCCCCCUCCCUAGAGGAGUACUUUCAUGGUACUGCAGAAGAAGCUUGGGUAGCAAGGGAGCAAGGCUACCAAGUUGAUUUUACUGGUGUGAUCCCAGGUGUGAUGGUGGAAAUGGAAGACCUUGAAGUAGGAGAAGAAAUGGAUUAA
This is a messenger RNA of Rhizoctonia solani, 312 nucleotides long. RefSeq lists its product as uncharacterized. The coding region runs from base 1 to 312 and encodes 103 amino acids. Lineage: Eukaryota; Fungi; Basidiomycota; Agaricomycetes; Cantharellales; Ceratobasidiaceae. The transcript has a single exon. The record is from RefSeq and is a predicted model, not a curated record.